This is a messenger RNA of Dichomitus squalens LYAD-421 SS1, 2075 nucleotides long. RefSeq lists its product as uncharacterized. Bases 374 to 2071 code for a protein of 565 amino acids. The record is from RefSeq and is a predicted model, not a curated record. The transcript is spliced from 3 exons. Gene Ontology annotation, molecular function: protein binding. NCBI's taxonomy places the organism in Eukaryota, Fungi, Basidiomycota, Agaricomycetes, Polyporales, Polyporaceae.
GUCUCCAGGAGCGGCAGACCCUUUCGCAGGAUCCACAAAGUCCACCAAGAAGCCCAGAAUAUACGACAGGCAUGGCUCACAAAAGUUUAUAGGCGCGAUAGACGCGGUCGGUGUCGAUGGGGAGGUAGUUCGUGUGUUCACACGACCAGGAGCCGAGGAUUUGCCCGACGCGACCCCGACGCGUCUGACACGCGUUAUUGACCCCCUCUCCGGCUCUGCGAAACCUGAGUGGAGGCCUCCGACGUAUGAGAAGAAAACAAAACGCGUCACUACGGCGGAAAGCGCCACGAGCACGUCCUCAUCCUCGCAUGCCUACGCGCACAGGGCAGUGGGCACGUACGCCUCUCCGACGCCCAAGAGCCAUGCCAUCACCAUGGACGUGGACGAUUCCUCGGACUUCUGUCUCACAGAUGACGAGGCAGACUUGCCCAAGCCCACCUCGCGGCCCAAGACUCGGGAGGAGCUGGAGGAGAAGAUGUGGGACAGCGCGAUUACGAAUGCCAUAGACAAACUCAUUGGCGUCAUUGACCUGAGCGCGUCGAGCCUCAACAGAGGCACUAUCACCCACAUCCCUCCUUCCGUCGCUGACCUCGAGAGCUUCACUGUCCUUCCGCCAGCUCAUUCUCCGUCAAGCGCACCUUCAUCUCCUAUCUUGUCACCCACAGUCUUACCCCCUGUACCUUCCUCGACAUCGCGUCCGUUCGCACGUGCAACGACCCUUGCCGCACCUGUCUUCGAUGUCCCGUUCUUCCGUAGCAAGGACGGCGAACGCCUUCGCGGUACACCCGCCGCUCGCGCGGCUUCCAUGCAGGCGGUAAGCCAACAGCCUACAGCGCAACCACGGCGACGCGAAAUCCAGAUGUAUCUUGCCAACAACUCCAUCUCAAGGCUCCCUCCGGAGCUGUUCCGGGUGGCCGCCCUAACAGUCCUCAGUCUGCGCUCCAACGCUCUCACUUCCAUCCCUCCCCAGAUCGCACAAUUGACCGCAUUGAAAGAGCUCAACCUGUCCCAGAACAGGCUUCGCUGGCUGCCCUCUGAGAUGCUGAGUAUGCACCUUACCGAACUGACCGUCUCGGGGAACCCGUGGAUCGCAGCACCUCCACUCCCACCUCAGCAAACACCGUCGCCAAGUACCAAGGACACGGUAGCUAGACGGACUGUAUCCCAUACGGUCGUGCACUUCACCAUCCCACCGCUGGCGGAGACCUGUGUCCGUGUCCUCGUCACGCCCUAUAACUCGGCUCCCCCAGCCACACCUUUGCAUCUCCUUGCGUCUACUUCGCUGCACUCCGCUUCGGACCCACCCUCCUCCUCUCGACAUACACCUGCUGACCCAAGCGCCUCCGACGCUCCCACGGCCCCGAACGCGAGACCGCUCACCGUGCUCGAAGCGUCGUACGUCCUCCCCCUCACCGACGACCUCCACUACUCCCCCGCGCUCCUGGCUACUCUCCGCGCGUGCGUCCCCGCGGCUGUCGCGCGCCCGCCCGAGUUCGACAAGGGUCGCCACCAUCAGGAGGGCGCGCAGGCGAAGCGGGCAAGGCGCGAUUUAGACGACCCCCGCGCGAGCUCCCCACCGUCCGUGCGGGCAGAAGACGACGAUGUCUUCGCGCCGCCGCGCGCAGACGCAGAAGUUACGGGGGUGAGCCUUUGCCCCUCCCCAGUGCACCGUGCGGAGGAGGGGUCGUGGAAGCGCGGGCGCGUGCCCGUGUACGUCCGGCACGCGGAGGAGCGGUGGACGUGGGAGGACGUCGUCGCUGGUGUGCGCGUCGGGGUGGAAGCAGGAGCGGGCGGGGGCGGGGUGCCGGUGCGGUGGAGAGGGUGCUCGCGGGGGUGUUUGGCGUUCCUCGACCCGCCUGCGCCUGCCCCUCCGGCGUCCGCUCAAGCUGCAGGCGAGGUGCCCGCGAUCGGGGAGGACGAGGUUGCGUUGGACCUAACUCUUGGUGGGACGGGGACAGGCCCGAGCACGGAUUGGGGAGACGAGGACGUGCAGAUGGACGACGUCCAGGCCGAGACGCUGCAGUUCGCGGGCGGGCUUGCAGACCCGGAGGACUUCGAGGAAGGAUUCUAACGCC